Molecule: messenger RNA, 309 nt
Organism: Fraxinus pennsylvanica
Lineage: Eukaryota; Viridiplantae; Streptophyta; Magnoliopsida; Lamiales; Oleaceae
Source: the annotation of a GenBank genome assembly
AUGUCUGGUGUUUGGGUUUUCAAGAAUGGUGUUGUUCGACUAGUUGAAAAUCCUGGUGACUGUCAUGGCCGGAAAAUGCUAAUCCAUGUCUCGUCUAACGACAUUAUUACAUCUUAUGCUAUUCUCGAAAGAAAAUUAUCAUCACUCGGAUGGGAGAGGUACUAUGAUGAUCCUAGCCUUCUUCAGUUCCACAAGAGAUCAACAGUCCAUCUCAUCUCUCUUCCCAAAGAUUUCAACAAGUUCAAGUCCAUACACAUGUACGAUAUCGUUGUUAAGAAUCGCAAUGAAUUCCAAGUUAGGGACAUGUAA